AUGUUGCUGUUUCAGAUGUCGGAGCAGCUUGAAAACUUGAAGCCCAGAAAGAGGAAAAGCAGCGCUCAGGUUAGAAGCUCCAGAAAGGUUCCUGCUACAGGGAGAUGUCUGAAAAGGACUCACCCGGAGGGGAAUUCAGAGGUGGGGUCUAGCGAGGCAGCUGACCCACUGGACAGUCUCUCUCGGAUCAGCUGUGAAUGCCACCAGUCUGCCGGCAGGAGGAGAUGCUCCGCAUCCCCGGAGCUGGAGGAAGAGGAGGGUAAAGAGAACAAGCUGGGGAUGGAGCAGGGGUUGGACGGCUGUAGAGCCAGCUGGGACAAGCAGGAACAUGACAAUAUGGACUAUGAGGAGAGGAGUAGAAUCCUGUUCCCCGAUGAUGACAGCAAUCAGAUCCUUCCUGUGGAGCAGUUCUUUGGAAACCUGGACAUCGUACAGGACUUCCCUCAAAUAUCAUCAGCUGCUUGUCCCAGUGUCCCAAAGGAGAACAGGAGGCGGCACUUCUAUGCUCGAGAGGACAGCGACGAAGAGGAGCUGAGCCUCAGCAGCAUGCAGCAGGACGACCAGCUGAGCACUUAG
Molecule: messenger RNA, 576 nt
Organism: Menidia menidia (Atlantic silverside)
Lineage: Eukaryota; Metazoa; Chordata; Actinopteri; Atheriniformes; Atherinopsidae
Source: the annotation of a GenBank genome assembly